Colius striatus (speckled mousebird) is the source of this 976-nucleotide messenger RNA. RefSeq lists its product as uncharacterized. Bases 74 to 976 code for a protein of 300 amino acids. The transcript is spliced from 2 exons. NCBI's taxonomy places the organism in Eukaryota, Metazoa, Chordata, Aves, Coliiformes, Coliidae. The record is from RefSeq and is a predicted model, not a curated record.
GUUGAAAUAGAACAGACUGGGUUUAAACAAAAUCCUUGUGUACACUCCUGACACUAACUGAUUGCUGAUCACAAUGUUGGCUGAUAUGCUCGUAUGGUGGUAUUACAUGUCCUCUUAUCUGCAUCAUGUAUGUCCUGUGAUAGUGUUUCUCGUCGGUGGAAAAAUGUAUAAAAUUCUCAUGCUACUGCACUGGAUGGGAUUGGCUUAUGAUAUGAUUUUGUCAUGGGUUAUUAAGUUGGGCUGGUAUGUGUACAUGGCUUUUAUGGCUUUUCUAUCUCUUCCACGUUUUCUCUUAGAACUUAAUAAUGGCACUCAAUUUAUGGGAAAAGCUGACAUGUGUAAUUGCUCUCACUAUGUCAUUUACCCUCAUUUCAAUAAUACUUGGAAUGUUCUAAUUACCAUGUCUGUAGUAUUUUCCCAUGUUUCUACCUUGGCUUGGAUUGUGAAAUUUUUUUUUAGAGCUGUGAGGAAAGGCAUACAGAAUAUGGACAGGUGUCCAGGGAGCUUUUUACCUGUAAAGAUUUGGAGAACGCAGGAACCCAUUCCUAAUUCAGCUGUGCCAGAACCAGUUGCUGUUACCACUGUGGACACUCAAACUGAGACAACUGAUACAAUUGCUGUUGAAUCAGAGUGUCAAUCUGUGCCAGUAUCAGUUGCCCCUGUACAGAAAAAGAAAUAUACAAAGAAACCAGUUCGCAGCACUAAGGAUGAAGAUGAACAAGGGACAUCACAGAAGGAAGAAGAGGUGGAGCCAGAGAUAAUCAGCCGGUCCUUGUCCCUGAAUGAACUGCGAGAUGUGCGGAAAGAUUACAGCCGUCGCCCAGAGUACCCUGAGAGGCCAAGACCCAUCUUUGCUGUACAUCUGAACCUUGAUCCUAGAAAGUGUUUAAGAAUUUGUCCCUCAGUCAACUUUGGGAUUUACUACAUGCCUUACUUGGACAAUACUAAAGUACUUUGCAAGAUCAGCAAUGCGUAA